AUGGACAGAAAAACGUAUUUUUUAUUUCUUAUUUUCUUUUCUCUGUUUCCUCCUAAGUUUGACAGACAUGUCCACAAACCAAUUACUGGCAGAUGAAUGGACGCUUGUAUGAGAGAUGGGCAAAGGCCACCUUUAGGCCAAUCUGUGGCUUUUGCUCUGUGAUAUGAUUUCGUGGAGGAUGACUUUCGCUUUGCAAAAGCCCAUGUUUGAAUUCAGCUCUUAGGCUCCAUCUGGCGUUUUCACCAAAUCCCCAGAUUUGGCUGGCUCGUCCUUUCUUGCCGUCAUCCCUUUAGAUAAAGCUAGGGGAAAGUAAUGCACUGUCCUGGCCGGAUUCCACGGCGUGUUUAUUAAAAUAAAUAAAUAAAUAAAUAAAUAAAUAUCACAAAUCCUUCUACGCCGGACUUGUUUUCACACUAGUAUUGUCGUUCAAGAGACCGAAACGAUUACGACUCGAAACAACCACACAUCAUUGUUCUGCUGCGAUUUUGUGAAACUAUUGACUACAUGUUUGCUUGUCUCUUACCCCCGAGCCAGGGCAACGGUGGCGUGCGUGCUCAAUAUGAGCCUGGUCAGGUUUGAGACGGGCGACCCAAAUAAUCCGUAAAACAGAUGCGACAUACUGACGGACAACAAUGCUGAAGAGAAGGUUGUUCAGUGAGACAUUGGGAAGAGGCUAACCCAUGUGGACUAGAGACUGACUGGGUAUGAGAAGUGAACGUUCGGUUUUCUGUGAUCCUCUGAAUUCACAGGUGUGUUCACCUGCCGCCGUGACGCUUCGCAGGAUGCACCGGGAAUGUAGUACACCUCCUGGGUCUCCAUAGACGAGUUUAACACGAAACUUCAUCACAGUCCAGUGUGGAAACCGGUGUGUUACGGGUCAGAAAGGGCUGGUGCUUAGUGAAACACCGUUGGUUAUGAGAAGCUGCAGCCACUCGGCCAAUUGGCAGGUCCCCAGAUGUGUGUGGAGGUUGCUUUCUGGUGGGCGGUGUGCUGGAGAGGCCUCCUCCUGUGGGCAGUGGGGCUAGUGUCUUCUGCGGACUCCCUGUGGCCCUGUCCCCAGCGCUGCGAGUGCUACUCAGAGGUGCUGAUGGUAAACUGCUCGGGUCGCCACCUCGCAUCCGUGAUGGAGGGCAUCUCGGGGGACUCCCAGCGUCUUGACCUCUCGCACAACCGCCUCAAGGCCCUGGGCCGCCGGCAGUUUUCCGGGCUCGGGCAGCUGAGGGAGCUGGACUUGAGCGACAACAUCUUGACCAUGAUUGAGGUGGAGGCUUUCUUGGGGCUCCAGAAUUUGCUCACCCUGCGGAUGUGUCGCAACCGGCUGAAGAUCAUCACGGUGGGGGUCUUCUCGGGACUCCCCAGUCUGCGGCUGCUGGACAUCAGCGAGAACGAGAUCCUCGUCUUCCUGGACUACACCUUCCGCGAAUUGGCGCACCUGCAGAGGAUGGAGGUGAGCGAGAAUGACCUAGUGUUCAUCUCGCAGCGGGCCUUCGUGGGCCUGGCCAACCUGCAGGAGCUCAACAUUGACCGCUGCAACCUCACAGUCAUCCCAACGGAUGCACUGUCGCAGCUGGGGGGCCUGGUCAGGCUGCGGCUGAAACGGCUGAGCAUCACCUCCCUGCCCAACAACUCCUUCCGUCGCCUGGGACGCCUGAGAGAACUAGUGGUGUCCCACUGCCCCUGGUUGGAGUCCAUGGCAGGGAAUAGCCUUUUUGGCCUGAACCUGACCACUCUAACACUGAGCCACUGUAAUCUCAGUAUGUUUCCAUACGCUCCUCUCCAUCACCUAGUCUACCUACGCUAUCUUGACCUUUCUUAUAACCCCAUUACCUCCAUUCAAGGGAACCUACUGGGCGACCUGCUGAGGCUGCAGGAGCUGCACCUGGUCGGAGGAAAUCUGCUCCAGGUGGAGCUGCAGGCUUUCCAUGGCCUUGCUUACCUCCGCCUCCUCAAUGUCUCCUCCAAUCAGCUUGUGACGCUCCAGGAAGGAGCUUUCCAUUCUGUGGGCAACCUUGAGGUCCUGCGGCUAGACGAGAACCCGUUGGCGUGCGACUGCCGUCUACUCUGGGUAAUGCGUCGCCUACUGCGCUUGGACUUUGACAGCAAUCCCCCAACCUGUAAUGCACCCGUCCAGGUGCAAGGGAGAGCCUUUCAGGACUUUACUGAGGCGGAGAUGCCAGGCCUCUUCACUUGCCGGUCGCCUCGAAUCUUAAGCCGCAGACCGCAGGAGGUUCGAGUGGAGGAGGGACACACUGUGCCAUUACUCUGCAAGGCAGAUGGAGACCCCAUCCCCUCCGUUGCCUGGCUUAGCCCAAAACACACCAAGCUUUCCCCAACUGGAAGAAUACGCAUUCUCCCAGAUGGAUCUCUGGAGGUACGCUAUGCCCAGGUGCACGACAGCGGCACCUACCUGUGCAUAGCAUCUAAUGCAGCAGGAAAUGACACCUUCCCUGUGAGCCUGCGUGUCCACGGCUUCCCGUCCUCAGGGCGCAACCGCUCUGCCUCCUACUUCCUUGAUGGGUGGAGCCUGGCGACCGUGCCAACCGCUGUCAACGGCUCUUCACAGCAGACGAAGCCUUACCCCUUCGAUGUGAAGACGCUUGUGAUUGCCGUGACCAUGGGCUUCCUGUCGUUCCUUAGCUCUGUGGCCAUCUGCUUUGUGUUCAUGUUCUUCUGGAGCCAGAGCAAAGGGCAGAUCAAGCACACGGCCACAAUAGACUUCGUGCCUCGCGCUUCGGGUGGCGGUAGUGGCGGCGGCACCAGUUCAGAACCCAGCAAGUUCACCAUGAAGCUCAUCUGAGAGGAUGCAGAUGCUGAUUCUGAGACUGAUUCUGCACUGGGUAGGCCUGAGGCUGGAAAAACUUCCUAUUGGGUUCUUUGGAGAGGAAGAUGAGUUUGAUCAGACACAGAUCAGAAACAUCAAAAGGGUCGAUGCAUGGCUUUACACUGGUUGCUGGUUCCCGUAGAGCCUUUACAGACCACACUGUGAGUACUGUGAGGUUCAUUCAUAGCUGUGUUUAUAAGCUUAGGAGUGCCCACAGAGGUUAUCAACAUCAUGAAUUAAGCUGGAGGAGUCUACAUAUGUCUGCCUUUCACUCUCUAAAUGAGUUGAAGGCUCAGCUCUCAGUGAGAAAAAAAAAAUCUGUAUCCGAGUUGUUUGGAAAAUCCCUGAUUUGUCGCUGAUCAUGGCGGGGAUAAUAAAUGCUUUGGCAGUCACGUGACCCUGGCAGUCGGGAAUCCUAUUGGAGGACAACUGUGCCACAGCCGAACCGCUCGGUGGGGUUUAGCAUCUGUUUGUUUUGCCCUGUGCAGUUUUUAUUAUGGCAGACAUGCACUUCCACAGCUGCUGAGCGACAACAUUAAGGCACGGAUUUAGAUCCCGGGAUUUUAUGUAUGGAAAUGGUCAUGUCAAAGCAGGACUGACAGUGUCAUUCACGUUUUUUGAAUGACACGGUUUGUUGUGACUGGAAUACUCCCAACAGGGGAAAAAAGCGGAAAGCCCAUAUUUGUAUGCUUGUGGACAACAGCAGUAAUACAUAACAGACAUAAUACUGUAAAAUAAAUAUGGUGUUCAGUGAGAAUUUAUUUCACACUGAUGUCGAGCGUUAGAUUCCAUAAUGGGUACCAUUUCCACACUUUCAUCUGGAUGAAAAUAAAAAUGGUAGUCUUUUUAUCUUAUCAAAAAACAUUUUGUACUGUUGAUAUUAUGUAAUCACACCGGGUAACUCAGCAAUAUAAUAAUCUAUUCUGCAACUUUAUUGUCAAAAACUGGUACUGAACCACAAACCUACUAUAUAUUUGAAUGCAUGCUCUGUUCCCUUUUACUUUUGCAAGAUCUAUCAAAAACAUCAAACAAACAUUAAUCAAGACUUCAGCAUUAGCACUGACAUGCCUACAUACUGUGCACUAUUAGACACUAUCUAGACAUAUUCACACAUUUGAAACAGCCACUAAACAAAGUAUCCAUGAAUGAAUUUAAGACCACAGAGGCUUAUAUUAAAUGCUCUGAAGGCCAUGACAAAUUACCUGGCACUAAAUCAACCCUGCUACUCUAUGAGAUUUUCUCUUAAAUCUGCCCUUUUGCCCCAGUGGUGUCAAUCUCAUUCCGCUAAGAAAAUCCCAUAACCUCCAUUGUCAUUUGUCCCUGACUGGCAUUCUGAUGGUGCAGGAAAGAUUUAAUGAAAGGUUUUCAAAAGCCUUCAUGAUCUCCUCUUUCUGAGGAAUGUAUGUGUGUGUGUGUGUGUGUGUGUGUGUGUGUGUGUGUGUGUGUGUGUGUGUGUGUGUGUGU
Clupea harengus (Atlantic herring) is the source of this 4285-nucleotide messenger RNA. RefSeq names its product leucine rich repeat and Ig domain containing 4a (gene lingo4a). Gene Ontology annotation, cellular component: plasma membrane. NCBI's taxonomy places the organism in Eukaryota, Metazoa, Chordata, Actinopteri, Clupeiformes, Clupeidae. Gene Ontology annotation, molecular function: protein binding. The record is from RefSeq and is a predicted model, not a curated record.